UGUGGGUAUGUGUUUGUGUGUGUAUAUCUGUGUAUAUGUGUUUGUGUUGUGUGUGUAUGUAUGUGUUUGUGUGUAUGCAUGUGUUUGUGAGUAUGUGUGUAUUUGUGGUGUGUGUGUGUGUAUGCAUGUGUUUGUGUGUGUUUAUGCAUGUGUUUGUGGGUAUGUGUGUGUUUGUAUUUGUGGUGUGUGUGUGUGUUUGUGUAUGCAUGUGUUUGUGGGUAUGUGUGUGUGUAUAUGUGCUUGUGCUGUGUGUGUAUGUAUGUGUUUGUGUGUAUGCAUGUGUUUGUGGGUAUAUGUGUAUUUGUGGUGUGUAUGUGUGUUUGUGUAUGCAUGUGUUUGUGGGUGUGGGUGUGUGUUUAUGCAUGUGUUUGUGGGUAUGUGUGUGUUUGUAUUUGUGGGGUGUGUGUGUGUUUGCAUGUGUUUGUGGGUAUGUGUGUAUUUGUGGUGUGCAUGCAUGUGUUUAUGGGUAUGUGUGUAUUUGUGGUGUGUAUGUGUGUGUGUUUAUGCAUGUUUGUGGGUAUGUGUGUGUUUGUAUUUGUGGUGUGUGUGUGUUUGUGUAUGCAUGUGUUUGUGGGUAUGUGUGUGUUUGUGUAUGCAUGUGUUUGUGGGUAUGUGUGUAUGUGUUUGUGUGUGUGUGUGUGGCUGCAGGGGAGCAGCCUGACAGUUCCUCUGUGCUGAAAUCCACCUGUCACUGCUGCCCGUGGUCUUGGGUUAGGUUGGCCGCCUUUUCCGGGCUUUGUGACCCGUACCCUCCCUCCCUGGCUCUGUCCUCAGAGCCAGCAGGUGCAGCUUUCCUCCCUCUGCAUCUCCUCGUUCUGCUCUGUGCCUCCAUUUCCCCUUCCUGCUUGGAGGGACUCGAGAUUAAGUGGCAUCUCUCAAGCUCAGACAUGGCCGUGGCCCGUGGCCACAUCUGUGAAGUCUCUGCUGCAUCCCAUGAGGGAUUCCUAGGGUAAGUGAGUGAGGAUGCGGCUGCCUGUCACUGUCUUUCUUGUCCCCAGGGAGCCUUGUCCAUCACACACACAGGACAAACUCAUCCUCCUGGCAUCCCAGUCUUACCCCUUCACAGUAUCAGCUCAAAUCCCAAACCUGAGCCCAGAUCUCGCCGUCUGCAUUGGCUGUGCGACACGAUUCACCUGCUGAGCACCAGGAAGAAACGCUGGAAGUCGUAGAGUCAGAGCCAGCGAGUGACCAGCAACCUGAUGGGAAAACUCAUUCCCUUUGCAUUCAAGGCAUUCAGGAAGCCUGGCCUUUGUUGUGUGACCCAUUAUUUUAAGGCAUAAUUACGGCAUUCUCUUACUCCUGUGGCACCCUUAAAUGUGUACUAAGUAGCACCUUUAACACACAAAGGAGGUAAUAUCCUAUGCAUAAUGGUUGUGCCAAAAUGUAAGUCUGAGGAUUCCCGUGCCUGAGACAGCCCAGACGGCCCCUCCCCGCCAGCAGCCAUGCUCUGCCCACCUGUGCUGAGUCCCACACAGGGCAGCCCCUUCCCCAGGUCUCAGCAGCCCACGUGGUGAAGCAGUGGCUGUGGCAGGGGCCCAGUGGGUCAUGCUGGGCUCCCGUGGAGGGGUGGGAGGGCAAAGGGGGGAUGGCCUGAGAGUGGGGAGGGAGGGGAGUGAGCCCCCACAUGCGAGAAGUGUGUGAUUGGGCACAGCUGCCCUGUAGUACUGACUCCCACAUUGUAAAUGCCUUCAGUGGGAUGCAGGCCCCACUGGGGAGAGACAGCAUCUCACUAGACGCUGUGUCCCGAGCUGUAGCCACUGCUACAGCUGACACGCAGCAGUGGAUCACUGGCUGUGGAGCGAGUGGCAAAGACCCCAGCCUCCUGCCCAGACGGCUGUGAGUUCAGGGGCCCCUGGAGUGGUCCUUGUGUGUGCCACCAGUUCAAACGUGCCAUUAUUUUUACCAAGCAUGGCAGUUUAUAAUGAAACAAAUAGACCAGAAAAAUAAAUGACAGUUCUAAGGAUCUUUUUUUAAAAAGAUUUCUUUUAAAGGCGGGGCGUGGGGGGAGAGACAGAGACACAGCAAAGAGAUCUUUCAUCCACCGCUUCACUUCCCAGAUGGCAGCAGCAGCAGCAGGGGCUGGACCAGGCGUAAGGCAGAAGGUAGGAGCCUGAGCUCCAUCCUGGCCUCCCAUGUGGAUGGCAAGGGACCACGUUCUUGAGCCGUCCUCUGCUGCUUUCCAUUAGCAGGGAGCUGGAUCGGAAGUGGGCACCCGGAACUCAAAUCUGUAUCCACGUGGGAUUCCCGUGUCGCUGGUGGUGGCUUGUCCUGCUGCACCACAACACGGGCCCUGGGUUAUUUUCUUUAGUCAUGGAUUUCUGUAAGGCCUGAGCCGGAGACCCAUCUUUCAGUGUGGGUUCAUUUAUCACACAGUUAGGCAAGCUAGCUAGUGAUGGAGGCAUUUACACACGUCUCACAGGAGCGGACCGCAUUCAUUAUCCUAGUCAGCAGUGGUGCUUGGCUUCUGGGGAAUCAUGGCCACCUUGAAAAAUCUCUGACUACUGCAGAACUCUCCAGAAGGGAACACACAGCAAGUUACCAAUUUCAGAAAGGAGUCACGACCCUCCUAAGGCCUUUAGGGCUCUGGGUAAAGAGUUGGCCAUACUGGGGCCAGCACUGUGGCAUAGCAGGUAAAACUACUGCCUGCAAUGCUGUCAUCCCAUAUGGGCGCCAGUUCAAGUCUCAGCUGCUCCUCUUCUGAUCCAGCUCUCUGCUGUGGCCUGGGAAAGCAGUGGAAGAUGACCCAAGUGCUUGGGCCCCUGCACCCGCGUGGGAGACCCAGAGGAGGUUCCUGGCUCCUGGCUUGGGAUUGGUGUAGCUCUGGCCAUUGUGGCCAUCUGGGAAGUGAACCAGCAGAUGGAAGUCUCUCUCUGCCUCUGCCUUCAAACAAAUAAAUAAAUACUUAAAAAAAAAAAAAAGAGUUGGGCAUACCUGAGCCAAGGCUUGCAGGGAAGAGGGCCAUAUGACUUCAUUUUCUGGUUAAAAGGGUGUUCGCAUGCGGGGCCUCUGGUUAACAUUUCAGAUUGCAACAGGGUCUCUGGGACGCCUCAGAGGCCGGAGCUGUCCUGUCCGGGGCACGCCCACACAUUUCACAAGAUCUGUACUCUCUGUUCCUGCAGGCACUUCAGACUCACAACUGUGUUUACCCGGUGUUUUCCUGCGAAGGGAAUGUAUGUGAGACAGUGAAAUAAGCCAGACACAGAAGGACAGAUACUGCACGGUUGCCACUUCUGCAGAGAACCCAGAAGAGGCCGAUCCCUAGAGACAGAGAGACCUGUGCCCCAUUCCCUGGGAGCACUUGGAGAGUAGCAGACGGCUGCAUUCCCGGCCUCGGGGCCUCCAGCCUCGGCACUGAGCUGGAUCUUUCAAGGCAACGUGCAAAUAUAAGUGCGAAUCAGUGACUGCCAAGGCCAGCUGAGCCUACAGCGGAAUUCCUUCGUCUCAGCAUCGCCCGUGCUUCCUGAGUUCUUGUGCAAUCCUGAGAGCGGGCAGGAAAUCCACCUCCAAUAAAAAUUCAAACUGAAUUUCUGCUUCCGGUCAGCCUGGUGAGAUGUUGGUUAGGAGCUGAAGUUAAUUGGACUUGCAGACCGUGAUGUAGAGCUGCUGCAGGCUGGGUUCGGACCCAUGGACCAGCUCCACUGAGAACAGCUGAGAACCAGGGCUUCCGACUCGAGAGAUGUGCGGAUCACGAGCAAACGAGCGUAGACAAAGUCGAAACAGAGACCCAGGCAGCUGAGAGACACGGCUUCGCCUCGUUCUGAACAUGCGCACACACGCAGGAGAGCGGGCUGCAGAAAUCGCCAACCUGUUUCCUGGCAGGCGACAGGCACUGAGCGGAGAUUCAAAAUGCCUGUCAUUAGCAACAGGCAACGAAUGCUGGUACAAUAGUUAGGUGCUUCCUUGGACCUGUGCUAAACAGACGCCUGCAAUUCCUACCAUGUGGCAGAUGAGUAAGGGUUAUAGGAUGUCCUGCUCUUUUUCAAAACUGGCAUGACAAUUAAAAAAAUAUUUGGGAAAAAUGUGAAUUAGAAGUUGCAAGCGCUUUCUUUUCUUUUCUUUUUUUUUUUACUUUUAGAAAAAACUGUGUCUUUGUUCUUGGAAACCUUUUUCAGAAUGUUUUUUAAUAGCAGAAACACAACCAGGGAAGCCAGGGGCCCCUCGUCCCUUCACUUCUGGGAAAACUUACGCAGAUGCUGGGACCCAGCAGCCAAGGGCAGCCCUUGACUUGGACGUGCUUCUCGGCUCCCGUGUUGUCGUCCGGAAUGAAUGGGGCUUUUCUCUUGACGGGCUGUGUGUGCGGGCAGGGGCCACAGGAGACCUGCAGGAGAGACACAGGUGGCCUCGCGGUGACCUCGCUUGGCAGAGGGUCUGGCCGGGCGCCUUCCUCUCCUGCUGUUGUCCAAGCUCCAGUCAGCCUGACCUCAGGGCCCUAUGGACGUUGGGCUGUUUUCUU
This is a messenger RNA of Oryctolagus cuniculus (rabbit), 4453 nucleotides long. Lineage: Eukaryota; Metazoa; Chordata; Mammalia; Lagomorpha; Leporidae. The record is from RefSeq and is a predicted model, not a curated record.